AUCGACUGGGAAAUUCGAGCUCAAUGCCCCCCCCCCUGAAAACGCCAUUCUCCCAUGCCAUUCGCCUGGAAUUUUUUUCAGGCGGAGCGAUCCGUCGUGGCCGAUCUGACUCGAAAGUAUAGGAUUUAGUCACAGCCGGUCACAUGACUAAGAUACGACGAUGGCUGCAACCCGGCGAUUGGCAAAGGAACUGGAAGAAAUAAGAAAAAAUGAUGGCAAAGUUUUCAGAGCGAUAGAGGUGGAUGAAUCUAACAUCUUAAAAUGGGAGGGGAUGUUGCAAACAGACCAGCCCCCAUAUAGCAAAGGAGCUUUCAGGAUAGAGAUAAUAUUUCCUGCAGAAUACCCAUUCAAACCACCUAAAGUGACAUUUAAAACAAAAAUAUAUCAUCCUAAUAUAGAUGAGAAGGGACAAGUUUGUCUACCAAUUAUAGCUCCUGAAAAUUGGAAACCUGCCACCAAGACAGAUCAAGUAAUUCAAGCCUUGGCUGCCCUUGUGAAUGAUCCUGAACCAGAACAUCCUUUACGUGCAGAUUUAGCUGAAGAAUACACAAAGGACAGGAAAAAAUUCUUAAAAAAUGCUGAGGAACAUACAAAAAAGCAUAGCGAAAAACGUGAGGGUGUAUGAAGAGGAUGUGAAUUCCCCAAGAUGCAGAGAAUGGAGACUUUUGAUCAGCACUGAAUGUGAUUGUAGUAAAAUCUGUUUUCAAGCUCUCAGGGUUUCUUAUCUUAUGCCCCUUUUAAGGGGCACAAGAUAAGAAACAUAAAGCUUCUUUAGAACAGGUAAUGGCAAUGCUGUUAGUACCCAUUAUGUGAUUCGCAUCAUUACAAGUGUAGGUUUCUUUUGUUGCAGAAACGUUCACGAAUUGCAAAAAUAAACUUGCGCCAAAUUUUGGUGAUUUACGGUACUGACCCUUGGUACAAUGUAUGACCAUGCCCUGCAAGUACACUUUGUUGCACUCUAGUCUUUUUCUGGUCGUCAGUCUCACAUUGUUGGUGCAAUCAUAAUUGUAUUACAUUUUGUUCUAGGGGUAAAGAUGACAGGAGAACCUUACUGUGGAAAUGGCUGUCUUUGUGGAAAAGAGCAAUCCUGUGUCAUGAAUAGAUAAUUCCAUUCCUGUUCUUACAUUGUAGGACUACCGCAGAAAGCAGUGCAGCUGAUAGCAAUUAUGAUAUAAAAGAAUUGGCUUUAAAGCUUUGCUUGUUGUGUUCAUUAAAACAUUGCACAUGUUAAUACAUUAUCUGUGAUUUGGCAGUCCAAAUAGUGCAUCUUGGGAGAUGGUGAACUUUGAAAGAAUUUGAUGGCCAGAUCCUAAGUUUCAUAUUGCCAUAAUUUUCUCUUUUUUUCAAUACAUGUAAUGGCUUUUAGCUGCUUUGCGUCCAGACUCAUCUUAAAAUCUUAUAGAAACUCAAGUACAGUCAUUUUGCUCUGCAGUGUGUUUACUGUUGAACACCUUGGUGGACACCUCUUCAAGCAGAACACCAUAUCCUAUCAAUUAAAGACACUGGUUGUGGACCCAAAGUGUAUUUCAAUUUGGCCUUUGCGAAGGAAACAUCUCUAACGACAGUAUUUCCCAGUACCAAGGUACACCUGAAGGUGAAGGUGAUGAAGGUACUGAGUGGUAACAAGGGAAAUAGAAAAAUGAUGUUGAGGUCGCAGAGUCUAUCAGUAACAAUGUUGGUCAUUUGAGAAUGAAAGGUGGUGUGUCUUGCAUGUCAUUUAAUACCUUGUAUACUUGAAGAUGUAAAUCAAACAAACUUGGGAGUCUCUGGAUCACUUAAGACUUUAACUAAGCUGCUUGUAGCAAAGCAACCAUAUAUUUAUCAAAUGAGACAAAAGCUGGAAAGUACAUGUACUGUACAUGUAGAACUAACUUAAAUGUCUAGGAUUUAAAUAUUCAAUGCAUAUUGUGGUACCGGUAUAGAAAUAUGUGUCAGAUUUAGAGGAUGAAAUUUCCCGUUUAGAUUACAAUGUAUACUCAAUCUAGAUAACCACAGUUUUGUAAAUUGCUGAUAAGAUGGACCGGUAUGACAUGUCUGUGCCUGCACUUGUAGAUGGUAAAUGUAAUGAACAUUUAUAAAAAAAUUUACGCAGCCAUCCAUUUUAAACAGUAUAUAUGCCUUAAGAGUCGGAACUUAUAAACCCCCGCCUCCCUCAAAUAAUGAAAAUCUUCAGGUAAAUGAACUGUGAGUGUCCCUCACUCUUGGUAUAUCAGCUUAAUCUUGAUAGUAUAGAUGGCAUCACUUUUGAACGGAUGAAAAUAAGCUCUGAACUUCAAUAUUGGUAUCCGUUGUCAACACAAGAUGGUGCCUGGCAAAAAAUGGCUGCGGCAGCAAAAGGCCAUAGUCUGGUGGGGUCAGUACUUCAGCAUUUCCAUAACUAAGUACAGCUUCAGUGAUCAAUAUCAACUUAAUUGAAACACAGGCAUUUGCUAAGGACUCUAUGAUUCGAGGGACUAUCUUUCCGUUUACACCACAACCCAUGCACUAUGUCCACGAUAUACAGCUAAUGUACGCCGUGGUCAUCUACUCCAUACCACCACGGCGUACAUUAGCUCACAUGUACAUAGUGCAUGGGUGGUGGUGUAAACAGAAAGAUAGUCCCUCGAAUCAUAAAGUCCUUAGUAACUACCUAUGGAUUGAAGCAAAACGUUGGACUCUUCACUUGGUCUUGUUUUGCGGGGAGAGGAGGGAGAUGAAAUUGGCCCAGAGUAAGGUGCAAUAAAUUCACCAAUUACGUCAAUUUUACAACAUGAACACACAAACAUUUCUAGCUUAAAUUAUUGUUAGUCUUUCCUUCCCUCUGUGUAUUGAAUCCGCCACAGAUACGUUGUCAUUACUUUGUGAAGUAUGUUCACUGCACUCUGCCUUUGCCCUGUGAAUCUUUUACAGUAAUUAAAACGUUCAUAUUUUCAUAAA
Lineus longissimus is the source of this 2916-nucleotide messenger RNA. Its product is annotated as ubiquitin-conjugating enzyme E2 L3-like. The record is from RefSeq and is a predicted model, not a curated record. Bases 161 to 625 code for a protein of 154 amino acids. NCBI's taxonomy places the organism in Eukaryota, Metazoa, Nemertea, Pilidiophora, Heteronemertea, Lineidae. The transcript is spliced from 4 exons.